UUACAAUGCUGCAACCAAAGCAUUUUGCAGCAAAUCCACCAUUCCUUCCACCCGCGUCAAUCCCCAAAAAAUAUUUAAAGAUAUUUUUAGCUGACAAGCAGAAAAUUUGUUGUUGGAAUAUUGGACCGGUAGUUUUGUGUUCAAACGUUGGUUAUUUUAUUCGUAACCUGGCGAAAGAAAAGUUAUGUAUAUUGUUAAAAAAAAUUGAAGUAUUCAAUGAAAAGAAUGACUUCGAGGAAUUGAGUAGCUGUUUGAAGGGUAAACCAAAGACUUGAGAUAUUGCUCAGAAGUAUAUUCAAUUUUGACCGUGUUAUAAAGCUGCAAUGUAUCCCCGACUCAGUCUUCAGUCUUCCUUUGCUUGAAAAUUUAUAGACUAUCUGUUCAUUCAAAUAAAGCAGAAUAUGUGCGU
This is a messenger RNA of Galdieria sulphuraria, 409 nucleotides long. RefSeq lists its product as uncharacterized. The record is from RefSeq and is a predicted model, not a curated record. The coding region runs from base 6 to 275 and encodes 89 amino acids. The transcript is spliced from 2 exons. NCBI's taxonomy places the organism in Eukaryota, Rhodophyta, Bangiophyceae, Galdieriales, Galdieriaceae.